CACAGACUGAGAGGGAGGGGUGAGUGUGUGGGUGAGAGAGAGGGACGCACAGAGGAGCUGGGAAGGAUCACAUUUUGAGGUGGACACAGGAAAGUUCAUACUGGACAUCUGGAGGAAAAAUACGCCCGAAACUGGAAACUUUUAAUCAGACGAGGAUUAGACAUGGAAGGCGAAUUGCACGGCGUGGAUAAAUAACUUUUGAAAAGCACGUAUUUUUUUUCGAAGCAUCGGUACGCAGGAGGAAAUAACAUCAACUCAACCAAGUUCUACGAGCUUUACCGGGAUGUUCAGAUGAGACCAGGAGCUCCAACAGGUACAGCAGCUGUUGUGAUACAUCAGAGACGGAUUAUACACUUUAUUUGUGUCGACGAAGGAAGGUAGAGUUUCCAAAUGAUUCCUAAUCUAAGUUCUUUUAACUUUUUCAAACAAAAAUACAACAAAACAAUUUUAGGAUUUUACUCUUAAGUGCUGUUAAGCUACAAAAAGUUAAACUUUGUGUUAAAAUUUUACGUUAGUUUCCUUUUAUUCAACAUGCAUAAUGCAGUAGCCUAUUAAAACUGAAGGAUAAUUUAUGAAUUACUUUUGCAACUUUAUGUCCGUGUAGAUCUGCGAGUCAUAACACUAAAGUAAUUUUAAAAAAUAACAUCAUUUCAUGAAGGCUUUAUGUACCGAGGUUUGCUUUAUUCUUCACUUUAAAGGUGUAAGAUGAAAAUAACUGUUACAUCCAUACAGGUUUCUCUUUAUUUUAAAGAUAUAUAUAAGAGUUAUGCCAGAUUACAUGCUAUAUUUAUAAUCAAAGGUACUUCUGCUUUACAAACCAGGACACUUGUUAGAAAAUCAGUUUAAUCUCUUUAAAACAAAACGGUAGGUUUGGUAUCAAGUUUGAUAAGAUGCUAGUUUGUAGUGUUUCUACACCUGAAACAGUUAAAUAUAUCACUGCACUUCCCUUGAAUUAAUUUACACCCAUGACAAUGUAGUUAAAUCUAAUUUUUGUGAAUUUAAAUUCUCGAUUCAGAGUUGUAAAAUUCUCUCUUUUGUCCCCAUUAUACUUGUAGGUCCCUGUAGAGGCUCUAAGAUGCCAGCAGUGACCCUGCCAGGUUGAGCAGCCUCACCUCCCUCUGCUGUGUCCAGUGUUGUGGCGCCCUCUGCUGUGCAACCAGGAAGGCCAAAGAAGGUGGCAGGCCAGGCAGUAUGGGGAACGUAUUUGAAGAGGGUAUGAACGUUGUCAUCGUCAGCCACUACAACCACUCAGGGAAGUGGGACCGGCCUCGCAGUAGCGGGGCCUGUAAGAUGGCCGUGCUGCUCUUCAUCUGCGUGCUCAUCGUCCUGGAGAACGUCACGGUGCUGCUCGCCCUCUGGAGGAACAAACGCUUCCACAGCCGCAUGUACUUCCUGAUAGGAAACCUGGCACUGUCAGACCUGCUGGCUGGCGUGGCCUAUGUGGUCAACAUUUUCACCUCAGGGAACAAAACCUUUUAUCUGACCCCAGUGCAGUGGCUGGCUAGAGAGGGGAGCAUGUUUGUGGCCCUUAGCGCGUCCACGUUCAGCCUUCUUGCCAUUGGGAUUGAGAGGCACAUGACGAUGGUGCGUUUGCGGCCCUGUGAGACAGCGGGUCGGGGGAGACUUCUGGGACUGCUGGCAGCCUGCUGGCUCGUGUCAGUGCUGCUCAGCGCUCUGCCCAGCCUGGGAUGGAACUGCCUCAAUAAGAGAGCUUCCUGCUCCACAGUGCUGCCACUCUACGCCAAGAGCUAUGUGGCCUUCUGCAUCAGUGUUUUCAGUGCCCUGCUGGUGGCCAUCAUCAUCCUCUACAUCAGGAUCUACCGCCUGGUGACCUCCAGUGGCCGCAGGGUGAGCAGCCGGCCCUCGGAGCGCUCAUUAGCCCUGCUGAGGACUGUGGUGAUCGUUCUUGGAGUGUUCGUCAUGUGCUGGACCCCUCUCUUCCUCUUGCUGCUGCUGGACGUUGGCUGUAGCCCAGAUAAAUGCCCUGUGCUCUACCAGGUGGACUGGUUUAUCGCCCUGGCUGUGCUAAACUCUGCUCUCAACCCUCUCAUAUACACUCUGUCCAGCAGGGAGAUGAGGGCGGCGUUCUUCCGCCUGCUGUGCUGCUGUCAGACCAGUAUGGAGUCCACAGGGACUCCUGUAGUGGGAAACCCACACCUGGGCACUGUAAUCCCCACUGCAGAGAACAGCAAGUCCAGCCUGGGUGGAGGAGGGGGCAGCGGGGUGGGGAAGUCCACGCUGAACAGGGGAAAGGGUCCUCCACCUGUGAACUCUGACACUAAGCAUGGAGAUCCUUCAGCAACCGCUGUGCCCCACCCAUCAGGACCUGCAGACCUGCUGUCUGCUGUGCUGGUGAAGGCAGGGGCUUUGCCACCCCUCAGCAAGUUCUGAGAGAAAGCACCUUAAAAAGGACCGAGACAGAAAUAAACACACAACAUACACACUCCUGCUGUCUGCCACUUUAUGCCAAUGCACUACGGCUAGAACAGCAUGAACACAAUGAAGGAAUGAUUUUCUUGUUGAAGCAGAUGAAGACGGCAGAAAAGAGUACAACCAAAACCCUUUUAUAGCCACUAUUUCUUACAGCAAAAACACAUUAUUCAUUAUGUUGUGUGUACCUUACAUAAUGACUGAAGCGAACUCUUUCAAACCUAUGAAGUAAUAUAGGUCAACUUCUGGGACAAGGACCAAACAAAAGCCAAAUUAAAUCUCCUGGCUUAACCCAUUUCUGUGAACACUGCUUUCACAACGACAGAGUAUUACUAACUUCAACAGUGUUGUGUCUGAGUAUUUGUUUUCUUUAUUUUGUUAUUUUGUCACUGGAAGCAGGAAAGAUGAAAUGGGGGCACUUUUUCACAUGUGCUGUGUGUAAGUACUCCUCUAACACCUGCAUCCUCCAUCACGAAAUGACUUCAUGAACUAUUUAUUACUGUGAAAACAUUUGCAAACAGAAUACUUUUAGCAUAUAUUUUUGGUAUGGAUUGUUUGAAUUAAAAACACCACGGUACUGGGGUUUAAUUAUGACUUUGACACAAUUUAAGAUGCACUGUGAAAGAAGACAAAACCGUAAGUUUCUUUUUGUUUUAGACUAGCGGCCUCUGGAGGCUGUGAUGCACAUUACACAUCAGAAAACAAGUCCUAUGUAAGACUGAAAAAUUAAAUAUAUUAUUAUCAUUUGAUGCGUACCAUGGCUGGUAUUGAAGAAUAUUUAAUGUCCUGAAGGUGAUGCUGUUCAUUUCCAGAGUAGACUCAUCUUUCAUGUUUGGUCUCAGCUCUAUUCUGUCAGGAGUAGCUGCUCUGUCAGAUCAAUCAAUAUGUUUAAUAACUUCAGUCAUGGACAUUUUCUUUCCUUUCAUCAGCAUAUCUAGAAACCACUCACAACUAACCACUAGUGAAUAGGAGUGUUGGAUGUGGAUAAUUUAAUGGUGGCAGACUGUAAAUUACAUUUCUGCCAAGGGUGGUGCAGUGCCUGAUGCCAUUAUGUAGAAAAUACAAUAAAAUCCUAUUCUCUCUUA
Xyrichtys novacula (pearly razorfish) is the source of this 3515-nucleotide messenger RNA. The record is from the annotation of a GenBank genome assembly. NCBI's taxonomy places the organism in Eukaryota, Metazoa, Chordata, Actinopteri, Labriformes, Labridae.